AUGAGACGAGGUAAAACAGGGGGAGGAGCCGGCGUCGGCCUCAGUCCCGCCCACCGGAGGCCCGACGGACUGGACCCGCAACCCGACCCUUACCGCCGAAAAGCUACCCGAAAACACCACCACAGCCGCCCAAAACGAGGAGAAACGUCAUGCUGGAGAAGACGAACUCUUCAGAGGAAAGAAAUGCAGAAGCCAUGCAUGGGUCGGUCAUCUCCGCAAGUGAUUGGAGCACCGGCUGAAAGGAGGCGGCCGAAAAUGGAAGACGACGUGUGUUUGAAGGGAGGAUUUGGCGGCAUGAUCCCUCUAACCUUCAUCGUCGCCUCCUCCCAAGAUGCCUUACAGUCGGACAAAGCGCUCGCACCAAAGAUUUUAAGUGUCCUGGGCACUCCUUCCUAA
Messenger RNA from Striga asiatica, 396 nucleotides. The record is from the annotation of a GenBank genome assembly. NCBI's taxonomy places the organism in Eukaryota, Viridiplantae, Streptophyta, Magnoliopsida, Lamiales, Orobanchaceae.